CUAUUUUUUUUACAAUGUCACCAGCAAAAGCUUCAAUCUUAUCCGCUUGAAGUGCAUUUGUAUUGAUAUAAUCCUUGGAAGUCGCAUUCUCUAACGCAAAGAGCCCUGAAUAAGAGAAGCACUCUAUCAGCAAUUGAAAUAGUCCCCCAAGCCAAGAGGAAUCUAUUUAUUGUACAUUACGGUCUUUUAAUUUGGCGAAUGCAUUAACAUACUAUGUUUCAAAUAACAUAGUUAAUCAAUCGGCGAGAAAUUCAUUGCUCAAGUUGUUGCGUAAAUCAGUUUUCACAUGUUUCAUUGUUGAAAAGGUUCACUCUUAAUCAGCUUGUUUUAAGUUCUAAUAUUUAUCCUUUUCUUUUGCAAAGAACUUAUAUGAAAAUUUGGAAUCAUUAAUCUUUGGUUAUAAUUUAUAAUUAUAUCAAUCCAAAAAUUUGAAAAAGGUAGUUCUAAGUGUAGAUAAUAUAUAAUAUUAUUAAUUUGUAAUAAUUUUUUGAAGAUAUGUAGUUUUUAUUAUUAUCUAAUAAUUUUUAUCUUUAAUAAAUUUGUGAGAAAAAAUUUGGGGCCACAUUUAAAUUUUCGAACAGGGCCUCCGAAUAUAAUGGGACGACCCUGUUUCUCCUAUUUUGACUUUUCUUCAACUAGUUAGAGUCGAUCUUUCAACUUGUUAUGCUCAAUUAUCCAUUCUAUUAUCAAUAUUUUUCAUUCUUAAAGUGUUUUUCCCUACGUUUUAUUGUAAAAAGUAAAAUUUACUUGUAUUUUUUUUUUGAACAACAUAUAAGAGUGGGUCAACCCGCCCCGCCCCGUACCUGUGCGGGUUUUACCCGCCCCAACUCAUAGUAGCAUGAGGCGGAGCAUGGGAAUUGAGGUACCCGCCCCGCCCACCCAUUGCCAUCACUACUGCCCAUUGCCAUUGCCAUUCCUAUUUCCUAGUGAGAGGUGAAUGGACAUGGACCAAGUCCGAGUCCAUUUCUUUGGCUUGACAAUUUUGAGGCCACGUCGCGCCCAUGCAGCGGCCAUCUCGUCUUUUGAUUCAUCGUUCAUGUGCAGAAAUCACCAUGUCGGCCGGCUGGAUUCUUAAUUUCAACCAACUGGUGGUGGCCCCAAUGACUCUUCUCUACUAAAAUUUGAUAUUUCCAUAGUUUUGUUCAUCGUAAACCACUAGAAAAUUUCGUUUAGAUUAAGAAAAGAACUACCUCAAAACGGAGAAAUUUUACAAUGCUAUAUAGUAUUAGUGCUAUAGGAUUUUGCUUUUAUGGUACAAAUUAAAAUUGUACGUUUAUGUUAUGGUACAACUUCAGAUUGUACCUAUACUUUUUGUACAAUUUUUUUUAUGGUACAACUUGAACUUGUACCUUUAUGUGAUGGUACAACUUCAAGUUGUAAAGUUGUACCAUAACAUAAUGGUACAAAUUGCUUUAUGGUACAACCUAAACUUAUACAUUUAAUGUUAUGGUACAACUUUAAGUUGUACAUUAAAGCACCAAUACUAUAUAGCAUAGUAGAAGUGCUCCCUCAAAACGUAGUUGACUUGUUUCAGCCAUAUUGUAGAUGACUACUUAAAAAAAAAAGAUAUGAUAGAUAAUAAGUAGUUAUAAGUUACCGUAUUGUAGAUGACUACGUUAUUGCUUCCUUUUCACUUUAGGACACAUAAGCGGUGUUGAGUUAUGACGUAUUGCAAAUGGGCUUUAGCCCAUGGACCUGGAGUUGAGGUCCGAGUGCCCUAAAGGGCUAGUCUUCCUCGGCUAGGGUUAGAGUAGCAUAGCCGAGUUGUAUAUAUGUGUAUUGCAGAUGUGACGUUGGAACUCAGUGAGAAAUAAGAAAGAUACAGCUCCUUCCCGUGGACUAGUCUUGUUCGAUCAAGAUCGAACAAGGAAACCACGUAAACACCGUCUCGUUUCGAUUCUCGUUUAGUUCCUCAAUCUCGUAGUAUGGUUCCUAACAGGGUAUCAGAGCCUAUGGAAUCGGAUCAUAUCAACACCCGUCUGAAUUCGAAGAACUUCGCGCUGUGGGAAUUCCAGUUCCGUACGUUCAUCAAAGGUCAAGGAUUCUUUGGUUUUCUUGACGGUUCCGCAACGAAACCUGCUGUUCCUCCUGCUACCGAUCAGGAGCUCGCCAAGUGGAUGCAGUCUGAUGCCAAAGUUCGUUCGUGGAUCUUGAAGUCCGUCGAUCCGUCGAUUGUGCUCGGCCUUCGUCUUCUCCCAACGUCGGCCGAUGAGUGGCAGUCGCUAAAGGCUACGUAUUCUUCUACAAGCGUGGCCCGCCAAUUUGAAAUAGAAAUCGAACUUGCCAAUCUUCAGCAGGGAGACCAGGACGUGACUACCUACUACAAUGCGGCCAAGCUCCCGUGGACAAAACAAGACCUUCUCGCUGCUGCUCUCCUGUCCGGCAUGGCCUCGGCUGAAUUUCAGGCCUAGAGAAACAAGACCCGGCUGCUGCAGUUUUUGGCGCGUCUUAGGCCUGACCUUGAGGCAGUGCGCUCCACUCUCCUUAACCGCAAAGGACUUCAGCUGGAGCAGGUUAUUGGGGCUUUGCUACGUGAGGAAACAAGGCUUCGCACGCAGGCCGUGAUCGACGCGCGGCCCAGUCAUGGUGAGCCGACGAUUUUUGCUGUCGCCCAGGGAGGAUCAGCUCCACCUCCGACCAGUGCUGUUGUGGUCUAGUCGGCUAGGUCGUCUGCCGCGCCGGUGGGACCCGAGGAUGCUGCUGCCUUUGCUACGUACCGUUUCCAAGCUCCCCGAUGUGAUAUCGAGUGCCAUCACUGCCACGCAAAUGGUCACACUAAAAGGUAUUGCCGUCG
Molecule: messenger RNA, 2794 nt
Organism: Linum trigynum
Lineage: Eukaryota; Viridiplantae; Streptophyta; Magnoliopsida; Malpighiales; Linaceae
Source: the annotation of a GenBank genome assembly